This is a messenger RNA of Closterium sp. Yama58-4, 2268 nucleotides long. The record is from the annotation of a GenBank genome assembly. Lineage: Eukaryota; Viridiplantae; Streptophyta; Zygnematophyceae; Desmidiales; Closteriaceae.
AUGUCCAGUCAGCGUCUUCGGGAGCAGCAGCAGCAGCAGCAGCAGCAGCAGCAGCAGCAGCAGCAGCAGCAGCCGCAGCAGCAGCCUCCGCCCCCUGUUUCUGGCCUUCGGGCCCUUGGUCUCCCCUCCUCUCCUCCUGUGUUCGGUCCUACGUUUCCUCCUCCGGACUCCACUCCGGCUGUCUUCCCUCGUUCUCUGUCUCCUCCGUCCCCCACUCCUCUCGCCCACACUUGGGCCUCUCGUCCUCCUCGUGCUCGUCCCUCGUCCCCUGUCACUGACCUCCGUACCGUGUUGUUUCGUCCUAGUCCUCCUCGUUCUCCUCCGUCGGCCCUUCCUCGUCCUCCUGAGUCUUCCCUCACUGCCUCCCUGUCCACUCCGGUCACUGACUACUACCGCACGUACCGCCCCACUCUCUCUCGUGUUCUCGCCUCUCUUGUUACAGACCCUCGUGCCUCCCCUUCCUCCGUCGCGGUCCUCACUGCCGCUGUCACUGACUUUACUGCUACGCGUCGCCUUGACUACGCCACUCGUGUUGUGGCCGCUCCUCCUGUCCGUCCUCUGUCCGCCGGGGGUGAGUCUGCCCUUGGCUGUGACGUCCUAGAGGACAGACAGUUUGAGCUAGAGUUCCUGGCAGCUGCUUCGCCUCAUCUCUGUGCCAUGCUGCUCACUCCUGAGGGAGACCCCGACGCUCCUGACAUACCUACUCCUCGCACUUACGCUGAGGCAGUGUCAGGGCCUUGGGCCUCUCAGUGGAGAGCUGCCAUGGACGCAGAGAUGGCCUCCUACAGGUCCACAGGCACUUACGUUGACGAGGUUCCCCCCCCAGGGGCGAACAUCGUUGACGGCAUGUGGAUCUUCAAGGUGAAGCGGCCGCCGGGAUCUCCCCCAGUCUUCAAGGCACGCUACGUGGCUAGAGGGUUCAGUCAGCGUGAGGGAGUUGACUUCUUUCAGACCUUCGCGCCCACCCCGAAGAUGACCACUCUUCGGGUGUUACUGCACAUAGCAGCGCAGAGAGACUACGAGCUACACUCUCUUGACUUCUCCACUGCCUUCCUCCAGGGCCGCCUACACGAGGAGAUCUGGCUGCGUCGUCCUCCGGGCUUCACUGGCACUUUCCCGCCUGGGACCCAGUGGAGCCUCAGACGACCGGUCUACGGUCUCCGCCAGGCACCCCGUGAGUGGCACGACACUCUCCGCUCUACUCUGUCCGACCUCGGGUUUGAGCCGUCUUCCGCCGACCCGUCGCUGUUUGUUCGUCGUGGGCGCACACCUUUCUUCGUUCUGGUCUACGUUGACGACUUGGUUUUUGCCACAGCCGACACAGCUGCACUGGCGGAGGUGAAGUCCGAACUGCAGAAGAGACACACCUGCACUGACCUUGGGGAACUGCGCCGCUACCUUGGCCUGCAGAUCUCCAGGGACAGAGCCGCUCGCACCAUCACUCUGACUCAGUCACACAUGGUGCAGCAGGUCCUUCAGCGGUUCGGGCUUCAGGACUCCUCUCCUACACCCACUCCUCUUGCUGUAGACCACAGACUCACUGGGCCUUUUCCUGACGAGCCGUUCGAGCCCAGUGGUCCCUACGCAGAGCUGGUGGGCUGCCUCAUGUACCUGAUGACGUGUACUCGCCCGGACCUCGCCUUCCCUCUUAGCAUCCUGUCUCGCUUUGUUGCGACUGGGAGACACCGUCCUGUUCACUGGGCGGCGGCUAAGAGGGUGGCGAAGUACCUUGGCGCGACAUCAGGCAUGGGGCUUGUACUUGGAGGGACACAGCCAGUUGUACUCACCGGUCACUGCGACUCCUCCUACGCCGACGACGUUGAGACUCAGAGGUCUACGCAGGGUUACUGUUUCAGCCUGGGUUCUGGAGCUGUUUCGUGGAGGUCUACUCGGUCCUCCUCGGUUGCGACUUCUACCGCAGAGGCCGAGAUCUACGCUGGGGCCCUUGCUGCUCAGGAGCUACGCUGGUUGACCUUUUUGCUCACUGACCUUGGUGAGCGGCCGAGCUCUGCACCGACCCUGUUUGCUGACAACAGGGCGAUGAUUCUCCUGUGUCGUGAGCCUCGACUGGAGAGCAGAGUGAAGCACAUCGACGUCAGGUACUUCCUCCUUCGAGAGUUGCAGAGAUGCGGGCAGGCUCGUCUGGACUUCGUGGCCUCCGAGGCCAACACUGCAGACAUCUUCACCAAGGCUCUUCAGCCUUGUGACCACCGCCGGUUCUGUCUGCAGUUGGGCCUCGUUGAGACUGGGUCGAGUAGACUGCAGUAG